Molecule: messenger RNA, 3792 nt
Organism: Cavia porcellus (domestic guinea pig)
Lineage: Eukaryota; Metazoa; Chordata; Mammalia; Rodentia; Caviidae
Gene: Gucy2c
Product: guanylate cyclase 2C
Biological process (GO): intracellular signal transduction; receptor guanylyl cyclase signaling pathway; protein phosphorylation
Cellular component (GO): plasma membrane
Molecular function (GO): adenylate cyclase activity; guanylate cyclase activity; protein kinase activity
Source: RefSeq, marked provisional
AAAGACUCAGCUAGAGGCUGUUCUGCUGGAGUUCCUGUGUCACUGGAAGCCAGAGCAAGCCAGAGCCUGUGUCACUGGAAGCCAGAGCAAGCCAGAGCACCGGGAGUAUGGUUGGGAGGAGAGCAAGGUCAUGAAGUCACCACUGCUGGGCCUGGUUGUGUGGUCUCUGCUCCUCCAGCUCCUCCAGCCGGGGCUGGCGUUCUGGAACUCCCAGAUAAGUCAGAACUGCCACAACGGUAGCUACGAAAUCACCGUCCUGAUGAUGAACAACUAUGCCUUCCAAGAAUCCCUGGAGUCCUUGAAAACAGCAGUGAAUAAGGGAUUGGACAUUGUGAAGCAGCGUCUGCAGGAAGCUGCUUUAUAUGUCACUGUAAACGCUACCUUUAUCCACUCAGAUGGUCUGAUUCAUAAGUCAGGUGACUGUCGGAGCAGCACCUGUGAAGGCCUGGAUCUACUCAGGGAAAUUGCUAGACAGAAACGGAUGGGCUGUGCCCUCAUGGGACCCUCAUGCACAUACUCCACCUACCAGAUGUACUUGGACACAGAAUUAAACUACCCCAUGAUUUCAGCUGGAAGUUUUGGACUGUCAUGUGAUUACAAAGAAACUUUAACCAGGAUGAUGUCACCAGCUCGGAAGCUGAUGUACUUCUUGGUGGACUUUUGGAAGGCUAGUAAUCUGCCAUUCAAAAGCUUUUCCUGGAAUACUUCAUAUGUUUUCAAGAAUGGCACAGAGUCUGAGCACUGUUUCUGGUACAUCAAUGCUCUGGAGGCUGGAGUUUCCUAUUUUUCCCAAGUACUUGGUUUCAAAGAGAUGCUGAGAGGAAACGAAGAGCUUCAAAAGAUCUUAAAAGACCCUAACAGGAGAAGCAAUGUGAUUGUUAUGUGCGGUACACCCCAGACCAUGGAAUCCCUGAAGAUUGACUGGACAGCGACCGAAGACACUGUCAUUAUCCUGGUGGAUCUAUUCAAUAACUACUACUUUGAAGAAAAUGCCACAGCCCCUGAUUACAUGAAAAAUGUCCUCGUUCUGACACUGCCUCCUGGGAAUUCCACCAUAAAUACUUCUCUCUCCAAAGAAUCUUUACAGGAAUUUAGUGACUUUGCCCUUGCUUACCUGGAUGGAAUCUUGCUGUUUGGCCACAUGCUGAAGACAUUUCUUAGAAAUGGAGAAAAUACCACCGCUCAUAAAUUUGCUCAUGCUUUCAGGAACCUCACUUUUGAAGGCUCCACGGGUCCUGUGACAUUGGAUGACUCUGGGGACAUUGAUAACACCAUGGUGCUUCUGUACACGUCUGUGGAUACCAAGAAAUUCAAGCCUCUUUUGUUCUAUGAUACCCGCAUAAAUCAAACUACCCCGAUAGACACCCAUCCCACAUUCAUCUGGAAAAAUCAUAGACUGCCUCAUGAUAUUCCUGGCCUUGGUCCUCAUAUCCUGUUGAUUGCCGUCUGCACCCUGGCGGGGGUGGUGGUGCUGAUUUUACUGAUCGCUCUGCUGGUGCUGAGAAAAUAUAAAAAAGACAAUGAGCUUCGUCAGAAAAAAUGGUCCCACAUUCCUCCUGAAAAAAUCCUUCCUCUGGAGACCAAUGAGACGAACCACGUCAGCCUGAAGAUUGAUGAUGACAAGAAACGGGACACAGUCCAAAGACUACGACAGUGCAAAUAUGACCAAAAGCGAGUGAUUCUCAAAGAUCUCAAGUACAGUGAUGGCAAUUUCAGUGAGAAACAGAAGAUAGAAUUGAACAAGCUGCUUCAAAGUGACUUUUACAACCUGACCAAGUUCUACGGCACCGUGAAGCUGGAUACGAGGAUCUUCGGGGUGAUAGAGUACUGUGAGAGAGGGUCCCUCCGGGAAGUUUUAAAUGAUACAAUUUCCUACCCUGAUGGCACAUUCAUGGAUUGGGAAUUUAAGAUCUCUGUCUUGUAUGACAUUGCUAAGGGGAUGUCAUAUCUGCACUCCAGUAAAAUAGAAGUCCAUGGUCGCCUGAAAUCCACCAACUGUGUUGUAGACAGCAGAAUGGUGGUGAAGAUCACUGAUUUUGGCUACAAUUCCAUUUUGCCUCCAAAAAAAGACCUGUGGACAGCCCCGGAGCACCUGCGCCAGGCCAGCACCUCUCAGAAGGGAGAUGUGUACAGCUUCGGGAUCAUCGCCCAGGAGAUCAUCAUGCGGAGGGAAACCUUCUACACCUUGAGCUGCCGGGACCAGAAGGAGAAGAUUUUCAGAGUGGAGCACCCAGAUGGAUUGAAGCCCUUCCGCCCAGAUCUUUUCCUGGAAACAGCGGAGGAAAAGGAGCUGGAAGUGUAUCUACUUGUAAAAAACUGUUGGGAAGAAGAUCCAGAAAAAAGACCAGAUUUCAAGAAAAUUGAGAACACAUUGGCCAAGAUAUUUGGCCUGUUUCAUGACCAAAAGAAUGAAUCAUACAUGGAUACUUUGAUCCGACGUCUACAGCUCUAUUCCCGAAACCUGGAACAUCUGGUGGAGGAGAGGACACAGCUGUACAAGGCAGAGAGAGACAGAGCUGACAGACUUAACUUUAUGUUGCUGCCAAGGCCAGUGGUACAGUCUCUGAAGGAAAAAGGCAUCGUAGAGCCAGAAUUAUAUGAGGAAGUGACAGUUUACUUCAGUGACAUUGUAGGGUUCACUACAAUCUGCAAAUACAGCACCCCCAUGGAAGUGGUGGACAUGCUUAAUGACCUCUAUAAGAGUUUUGACCAGAUUGUUGAUCACCAUGAUGUCUACAAGGUGGAAACCAUUGGUGACGCCUACGUGGUAGCUAGUGGUUUGCCUACGAGAAAUGGCAAUCGACAUGCGAUAGACAUUUCCAAGAUGGCUUUGGAUAUCCUCAGCUUCAUAGGCACCUUUGAAUUGGAGCAUCUUCCUGGUCUCCCAGUGUGGAUUCGCAUUGGAGUUCACUCGGGUCCCUGUGCUGCUGGAGUUGUGGGAAUCAAGAUGCCCCGUUAUUGUCUGUUUGGAGAUACUGUCAACACGGCCUCUAGGAUGGAAUCCACGGGCCUCCCCUUGAGGAUCCACAUGAGCAGCUCCACAAUAGCCAUCCUGAAGCGAGUUCAGUGCCAGUUCCUGUACGAGAUGAGAGGAGAAACGUAUCUGAAGGGGAAAGGGACAGAGACCACCUACUGGCUGACCGGAAUGAAGGACCAAGAGUACAACCUGCCCACCCCACCGACUGUGGAAAAUCAACAGCGUUUGCAAGCGGAAUUUUCAGACAUGAUUACCAACUCCUUGCAGAAAAGACAGGCUACCGGCAUAAAAAGCCGUAAACCAGCACGGGUUGCCAGCUAUAAGAAAGGCACGCUGGAAUACUUACAGCUGAAUACAACAGACCAGGACAGCACUUAUUUUUAGACCUACCAGAGAUGGGAGGACUUCUGCACAUUAAAUCCCUGCACUGAGGUAGUAACCUCAAGCGUCCCGUGACCUCAGUGACACAGAAAAAUAACCUCGGCUACCUUGUCUUGAACACAGACUUCCUUCUGUGAAUCACAUGUGUUUUUUCAGUGAAAUAACUCUUUUCUGGAAUCUUACCCCAACCAUCAUUUCAAGAAGCUUCCACCUGGAAAAGAGGAGGAGGAAGAUACUAUCUAGAACUUGCAAUUUUGUUCUUAUUUCAUUCGUUUUUGUUUUACUGACUGCUCCUUUCAUUCUGUGAACAUUAGAGGAUGUUUUAAAUUGUCCCAACUGUAUGUUAAAUACUUUGUGUCUAUGAAAGUGUACUUAGCUCAUACAUUUUGUAGAAUAUAUGCUGUAAGUUAAAAAUAAAAGUUAAAAGUUUUCUG